GCCAUUGAGGCAUUGGAGAAGGUCAUAAGAUACCAGGAAAGCCUUGAUGUUGGAAUUGGAUUUGAUGAGUAUGAGUUAGUUACGUUGCGAAAAAAGCUCAAAGAAUGGAGAUCUGAAAAAGAAAAAAAUAAAAAGCAGUCUUCUCUCUUAUCUUUUUUUGGAAGUACAAGCGCCGCUUCCUAA
This is a messenger RNA of Dentiscutata erythropus, 183 nucleotides long. NCBI's taxonomy places the organism in Eukaryota, Fungi, Glomeromycota, Glomeromycetes, Diversisporales, Gigasporaceae. The record is from the annotation of a GenBank genome assembly.